Messenger RNA from Bombus huntii, 1545 nucleotides. RefSeq lists its product as uncharacterized. Lineage: Eukaryota; Metazoa; Arthropoda; Insecta; Hymenoptera; Apidae. The coding region runs from base 902 to 1213 and encodes 103 amino acids. Gene Ontology annotation, molecular function: odorant binding. The transcript is spliced from 3 exons. The record is from RefSeq and is a predicted model, not a curated record.
AUAAGUUAUUUUCGAUUGCUUUUUACUGCUUUUUCUUUCUCUUUCUUUAGUAAGUUUCUUUGUAAAUAUGAGAGAAGAUCUCUUCGCGUAAAUAAAAUUAUAAUGUUAAAAUAUGAAAUGAAAAUAUUUUGUUACACUGAUAUUUGUAUAGCGCUAACAUGAACAGGAUUGCAAUUUUUUACACAAUACAUGUAAAUACACGCAAAUAAUUUUUAAUAUACAGGGUGGUUGGUAACUGAUGGUAUAAGCGGAAAGGGGGUGAUUCUACGCGAAAAAAGAAGUCGAAAAUAUAGAAUAAAAAUUUUUCGUUCGAGGCUUUGUUUCCGAGAAAAUCGACUUUGAAUUUUCGCUUGGUACGCGUGCACUUUAUCACGUCUCGUUAUAACGGAUCUCACUGUAGAUCGUUGUCUCGAUUGACGUUACUUUUUUAAUUUUUAAAAUUUUCAAAUUUUUAAAUUUUUAAAUUUUCAAAUUUUUAAAUUUUUAAAUUUUUAAAUUUUUAAAUUUAAAAAUUUAAAAAUUUUCAAAUUUUCAAAUUUUUAAAUUUUCAAAUUUUCAAAUUUUUAAAUUUUCAAAUUUUUAAAUUUUUAAAUUUUUAAAUUUUUAUUCUAUAUUUUCGACUUCUUUUUUCGCGUAGUAUCACCUCCUUUCCGCUUGUACCACCAGUUACCAACUACCCUGUAUAAUACAUUGAACUGCUAAACUUUUGGAAGUAUGAUAGAUGUAUCUAAUAUUAACUGGGUAUUAAAUGAACUGUAUAUUAACGGGACCAAAAAGUUUUGUAAUUAACAUGAUACUUUUAUACACUCUACGUUAAAAAAUAAUUAAUUAUUACGAUUGAAGUAAUUACCAUCUAUUACAGAUACUCGUCCGAGCAAGCAAUCUAAUACAAUUCACAAAAAUGUUAAACAUUAAUAUAAAGGAUAUACGGCAAUGUUUGCACCACAGCAAUCUAACUGACACGGAUUUGAUAAAGUUGGACGCCAUUUUCCAAGAGGAAAAUAUAUCACGCGAGAACUUCGAAAACGUCAUGUUGGACUUCGGUUGUUUCAUUACAUGCGUUCUGGACAAAGCUCACAUGGUGGAAGACAAGAACAUUCGGUUUGAAUAUUUAUUAAAAACGGCGGAACGCAACAAUUUCCCUAUAGCCACGAAUCAAACAUUGAACGAAUGUUGCAAAAAGGGUAAGUUUGAAUUUUUUGUCAAAGUAUAAAACUCAAUCUAUAGCGCCAAUUAUUAGAAAAUCUAAUAUAGCGACCGAUGAAAUUGUGAACUAUCGACCAAAAAAAUAACGUUAGUAUCUUUUUCCUGGAAAUAUUUUUUUUUAAAUGUCGGUCACAGAUAAUAUAUUCGAACGGUCAUUUGCUGUUAUCAAUAGUAUUUGAAAUUAUAUAAUCAGAUAGAAACAUAUAAUGAGAACAGAGUGUCGUAGAAAGUAAAUGAAAAAUUCUUGGGAAUUUACGAAAUUCCGCUUCGACGUAUCGAUAUUAAAUAGCAAAUAGAAAAUAACAUGCACGUUUUUAGAAUUCUUAAUCAACAAUAUUU